Molecule: messenger RNA, 719 nt
Organism: Phascolarctos cinereus (koala)
Lineage: Eukaryota; Metazoa; Chordata; Mammalia; Diprotodontia; Phascolarctidae
Gene: NPPC
Product: natriuretic peptide C
Biological process (GO): cGMP biosynthetic process; receptor guanylyl cyclase signaling pathway
Cellular component (GO): extracellular region
Molecular function (GO): hormone activity
Source: RefSeq, a predicted model, not a curated record
GGCGCCGCUGAGCAGUCGCAAACGAGCGCAAGUCCACCUCGCACUCCCGCGGCACUCUGACUCCACCGCAACGCGGCUCGGGGCACUUCAGUCAGCUCCUCUCUCCGCCCGUUGCGCUGCGCUCAGCUGCGAGCGCCCACCACCCGCUCGGAACCCGCCUCGCCAUCCUUCUCCGCAGCCCUUGCACCCCUGUACCCCUGCGUGGGCCCCAGUAUCCCCCAGCACCAUGCACGUCUCCCAACUGCUGGCCUGGACGCUGCUUCUGACGCUCCUCUCGCUUCGUCCCGAGGCCAAGCCAGCCGCGCCGCAGAAGCCCCCGCGGACCCCGCCCGGAGAAGAGGUGGCGGGGCUCCUGGCCGCAGCCGGCGGGGACAAGAAGGGGGACAAGGCGCCGGGGGGCGGCGGCGGCGGCGGCGGUGGGGCCAAUGCCAAGGGCUCCAACGCGCGGCUGCUUCGCGACCUGCGCGUGGACAGCCGCUCGAGGGCGGCUUGGGCACGCCUGCUGCACGACUAUCCCAACGCACGCAAGUUCCGAGGCGUCAACAAGAAGGGCUUGUCCAAGGGCUGCUUCGGCCUCAAGCUGGACCGGAUCGGUUCCAUGAGCGGCCUGGGAUGCUAAGGCGGCGCCCCCUGGCGGCGGACCAGGCAGCGCUGGCUCAGCUCGCUGAAAGCAUCCUCGGUUACCUGCCCCGAAACAUCUGCAAGCACCUCCAACAGUU